Theobroma umbraticum is the source of this 2043-nucleotide messenger RNA. It is a transcript of the gene NTL, whose product is annotated as NTF2-like protein. Gene Ontology annotation, biological process: nucleocytoplasmic transport. The record is from RefSeq and is a predicted model, not a curated record. Lineage: Eukaryota; Viridiplantae; Streptophyta; Magnoliopsida; Malvales; Malvaceae.
CGAUGAUAGGGAUCUAAAUCAAUACCCUUCUUUGUUAGUAACUCAAUUCCAAUUAGUUGAUUAUGGAGAUGUGGCCUACUGGCUAAGUGGAGACAAGGUAUCUAACAAAACCCUCUUUGAUCAAGCUACCGGCAUCCGCCUAAAGAGGGUUAGUUGAUCAGGAAAAGGAAUAUAUUCCAUACUUUCGGCCGCCCACCCCUAAGUUCUUCACUUUCUGAUCCGUUUUUGCACUUUUAGGUUUGUGUACCAAUGACUUUUGGACUUAGUAGCCAAGGAGUAGUGCCUUUGGACGGCUAGGAAAGCUCUGAAUUGUGCUGGCCUAAACCUAAGCUAAUUCCUGGUUGUUGGCGCCUUAUUUCCAUUAAAGCCUUCGAGGAACAUCGACUCUUUACGCUAUUUCCACCCCGACCAAUGCAACUUUGCGUAUAAAUGCAGCGGUGUGGAUUCCUGCAUCCUUCAAUUACCAUUGCACCCUUCUUUUAGUAGGAAGGAAAGAAAAGGGCAAAUCUCUUCCCUUUGGGCAAACGGUGAAUAAAUGAGGGCAUUGUAGUCAUCUGGUGGGAACCCAGGAGCCAGUCCAAUGUCAUCUUUGCCUUUUAGGUUGCUUAGCCCACAUGAUAUGCUCUUUUAUGGCAUAUUCAUGCUUCCUAUAUUUCCAUGCCAUGUGACAGUAGAGAAGAAGGGAACCUUGUGAGUAUUGAGAGAGCCAAUGGAAGAACAAGUUGAUUUGGUCGGGAAGGCAUUCGUGGAUCAUUUUUACCAUCUUUUCGACAAUGAUCGGCCUGCACUCUCUUCGCUCUACCAGCCUACCUCCAUGUUGACGUUCGAGGGUCAGAAGAUACAAGGGGUUGACGACAUCACUGCCAAGCUCAACCAGUUGCCAUUCGAUCAAUGCCGACAUGAGAUCAGCACCAUCGAUUCACAACCUUGUUCUUUCACCGGUGGCAUUGUGGUUUUUGUCAGUGGCAGCCUCCAAUUGCCAGGCGAGGAGCACCAUUUGCGGUUCAGCCAGAUGUUUCAUUUAAUCCCCAUGCUUCAAGGAAGCUUCUUCGUGCAGAACGACAUAUUCCGGCUUAAUUAUGGUUGAAUUCUUUUCACUUUCCCCCAUUCGAUCAUUUGUAUUGUAAACUCAUCUCGAUCACCAAUGAUUUCUUGAAUAAAAAGAAAACCCAAGUUACCUUGCCUCGCACUUCUUUCACUCUCCAACUCCUUUUCUCUGAUAGAGAAGCAGCAGUUUGCAGUCGUCAAGCGUGCCUACUGAUACUAUUUCAUUCACCAGGAAUCCUCCUCAAUCCCUUGUGUGCAUAACCAGAACAGUUACGAAACGCACAAAAAUUGGUCCCUGGAAGCUUUGAAAGCUCCUUGGGCCAUGUUUUAAUUCAAUUGUUCCUGUAGGCCAUUACGAAUUAGGUUUGGGUUAUGAUUAAAACCCCAUAUCUGGUUCAAAAUGGCAGCCAUGGACAUGUAGCCCAUUGUACUGCUAAAAUCAAAAGAUAUCGUAGAAGAAACAUCAUGAUGAAAUGCAAAUAUAUCCUUUUGCAAGUUGAAGCAAAAGUACCAUAUAAAACCAAAUACUAUUGUAAAUUAUUCCAAGAUUAUCUAGUAAACAAUGUUGGGUUACCCAUAAUUUUAUUUGGAAAAUGGAUACAAAGUUUGUGCAGGCUAGUUAGAGGAAUGAUUUGGAUGUGCUGUGGGUGGACAUCACGUUGCUAAAAGAGAGAGAAAAGAGGGGAAAAAGGAAAAAGUGCAUAAGAAAGAGUGGAAGAUAAAGGUGAGUCGGUGAAUCAAUGACUCGCAAAUGUUGAAGGAAGAUCGAUGAGUGGCGAUGUUCAUGUUCUAAAAUUACUUUAUGGGGUUCUGUUUGUGGUGAAUUUCUGCUCGAUCAUGAUGGCUCCCAUUGUUUUUAAGGAGGAUAGAAAAUCCCCCACUUGGAUCUUAAAGUGCCAGACAGCGGCACCAUGAUCCCUUUGCUUUUCUUUUUUCUAGACUUGUCUUGCUUGAUGGAUCCAUUCAGAGCUCUAGAAUCCCAUUAGCCAUUAAAUU